Molecule: messenger RNA, 1348 nt
Organism: Klebsormidium nitens
Lineage: Eukaryota; Viridiplantae; Streptophyta; Klebsormidiophyceae; Klebsormidiales; Klebsormidiaceae
Source: the annotation of a GenBank genome assembly
CUUGCAUUGAGUGGCGCACUUCCCUCCGGAUCUGGAUUCUGGACAGAGAAGGACCCCAGCUGGAAAAGGGAAAGGCGCACGUAUUUUCAACAAAACCAGGUGGAGCUGCGUACUGAGGAGCUUGGGCAGACAUCUGUUCAUGCUGUUUAUCCUGGAAGCGCCUGUUUCUGAACAGCCGUGGCUUCAAGGAGCCACAGACGAGACGGAUCUAGCAGAAAAAGGCACACCCUUGGCAGAUUACGCUUUAGACUGGCUUUCAAGGAGAAUGACGGGCAGAGCUCUCACUGAAACAUUGUCACAUCAAAGUGCACUUUAAGGAUUUGAUGGUGUCUCCAGUUCUGAACACAGGGGGCUGACAAAAAGAAGAGAGUUGGCCAAAGCUGCAUGAGCUCGCUACUAACACCCGCCGCACUGUUACAGCCCACCGUUUCUGCUCGUGCUAAGCUUCAUUUCUGAGGGGAGAGUAGAGGGACGCAUAUUGAAGUUGCACUGACAUCUACGUUGCUGCAUACAUUUGCAUGCACGCCCAAUGCCGUUCAUAUAGUUUAGCCCACAUUCAACCAAGGCUAUUCAACUGCUAACCAAAAGCAUGGCGAAGCAGUGGAGCGGCAACACUAACCACUUGAGAACCAACGGCUUCACCAGCGAAGCUCCAUAUGCAACUGAGAGCACUUACCCCGCCGCAGAGACGUCCCCGCAGACCGUUCUGAAGCCAAUGGCUGAGCGACAGCUCGCACCCUGGGAGAAGCACGACGUGCCAAAGCCGCGGGGAAAGGCGCCGUACUCGCCUGGACAAACUCCAAGGACACCAAGCAAGGCAAAGGCCCCGUUUGCAACUGCAGAGGAGGACCAAGAAGACUUGGAACAAGAAAAGACGCCACCCCGGCAAAUAAAGGCUCCAUGGGAUCGAGAUGAGACAGUCUUCCUAGGAAAGCUUGUGCUGGCCUUGCAACCAGAAAACGGCCUUUCAAAACAGCAAAACCUGCUGCUGGUUCUACUCGUUCUCAUGGUGUUGCUACGCUUCAUCGCCCUGAAGGAGUUUCACACGAAGGGAUCGGCUGAUAACCAGGCUCGGCGGGCCACGAAAGUUGGGGUCGUCGUUGGCCCCAUAUGCUGUGGAGUGAUCUGGGCUGAGGCCCUCUGUUCUGCUGAGAAGCUUCCUUCCAACUGGACGAGUCUCGGCCCUCUCAUCGUGCCCCGGCUCACUGGACCCUUUUCGCAUAGUAGGAAGUACUGCAUAGAUACUGGUCGCAUUUCGAGUGUACCAUUCCUAGGCACAUUUGGGGAGGGGCUCCCCCAGUCAUUUCGUCAAGGCCUGGCCGAAGUGGAUCUUACGAACGGGACAUGA